ACCGCUCCGUGAGCUGCUGCUUCUGCACACCAGACUCGACCUAGCCUCUCGCCGGCGAUCCACAAGCUCGCCGCCCCCCAUGGCGAAGGCGCCGCCGCCGCCGCCAGUCUCCGGCCUCCUGUGGCACGCGGCCGCCGCCGCCUGCCUCAAGCUCCUCCUGAUCCCCUCCUACCGGAGCACCGACUUCGAGGUCCACCGCCACUGGCUCGCCCUCACCCACUCCCUCCCCAUCUCCCGCUGGUACUCCGACGAGACCAGCCCCUGGACCCUCGACUACCCUCCCUUCUUCGCCUUCUUCGAGCUCCUCCUCUCCUACGCCGCCCGCGCCGCCGACCCCGUCAUCGUCCACCUGCACCGCGGCCUCGGCUACGGCUCCGGCUCCGUCGUCCUCUUCCAGAGGGCCACCGUGGUCGCCACCGACUCGUGCCUCGUCUACGCGGCGCACCGCCUGACGAGGAGGUGGGAGCCGGGCAAGGGGAGGUUGAUCUGGGUCCUGGUGAUCUGGUCGCCGAUGCUGCUGAUCGUGGACCACGUGCAUUUUCAGUAUAAUGGGUUCUUGCUGGGGAUUUUGCUGCUGUCCAUUUCGUACUUGAGCGAAGGGAAGGACUUGGCGGGUGGGUGCUUGUUCGCGAUCUUGUUGUGCUUUAAGCACUUGUUUGCUGUGGCUGCGCCGGUUUACUUUGUGUACCUGUUGAGGCGGUGCUUCCGAGGCACGUUUGUGAGAGGUUUUGGUCGGCUUUCGGCUCUAGGGGCGGCGGUCAUCGCGACUUUUGCGGCGGCAUAUGGUCCGUUCAUUUAUCAUGGCCAGAUGCAACAAGUCAUUCGCCGUAUGUUUCCAUUUGGCAGGGGGCUUUGUCAUGCUUACUGGGCACCAAAUUUUUGGGUUUUCUACAUCGUAAUGGACAAGGUGCUGUCUUUUGUGCUAAGAAGAUUGGGGUUUGACAUUCAAAUGCCUGCAGCAUCGUUCACUGGUGGGCUCGUGGGAAAUUCAUCGCCAUUUGCUGUACUUCCACAGAUCACCCCCUUGACAACCUUUAUCAUGGUUCUGCUAGCCUUGUCUCCUUGUCUUAUCAAGGCCUGGAGAAAUCCCCAACCAAAAGAUGCUGCAAGAUGGAUAGCAUAUUCCUACACAAGCGGAUUCCUGUUUGGGUGGCAUGUUCAUGAAAAAGCAUCUCUCCAUUUUGUCAUCCCCCUAGCACUCACUGCAGUACAAAGUCCGGGUUACGCAAAGCAUUAUUUCUGGCUAUCAAUAGUAUCCUGCUAUUCACUCUUCCCACUUCUCUUCGAAGCCCAAGAGUAUCCCAUAAAAGUGUUGCUGCUGCUAUUGCAUUGCAUGGCGAUGUUCCUCAGCUUCUCUGCGCUAUUCGAUGGGAGUGCAAGAGCGAAAGCAACUGCUUCUGAGUCAAGAAAAGGAGAUCAAUCCAGAGAGAAGAGAAGCUUGGGUCUGACCAAGGAAGGAGGGUUUACCAUUGGUUGGAUCACAAAGUUUUAUUUGUUCGGUAUUUUACUUGUCGAGUUAUGGGGUCAGUUCUUGCAUCCUUACAUUCUCGGCAAUAAGCUUCCUUUCGUGCCCCUGAUGAUGAUAUCCGUAUAUUGUGCAUUCGGCAUCAUGUACUCAUGGAUUUGGCAACUGAGAUCAAUUAUCAGAUGUUCUAACUGAUAGCAUUAAGUCUUCCAAAUUUUGUGCUUCUCUUAUCUUGAGGAACUCUUUGUUGUAUUGAUCUAAUAGUGCAACUCCCAAUUGAAUGAGAAUGGAAAGGCUGCUUUGCCACA
This is a messenger RNA of Syzygium oleosum, 1773 nucleotides long. Its product is annotated as probable dolichyl pyrophosphate Glc1Man9GlcNAc2 alpha-1,3-glucosyltransferase. The coding region runs from base 80 to 1660 and encodes 526 amino acids. The transcript has 4 exons. Lineage: Eukaryota; Viridiplantae; Streptophyta; Magnoliopsida; Myrtales; Myrtaceae. Gene Ontology annotation, molecular function: dolichyl pyrophosphate Glc1Man9GlcNAc2 alpha-1,3-glucosyltransferase activity. The record is from RefSeq and is a predicted model, not a curated record. Gene Ontology annotation, cellular component: endoplasmic reticulum membrane. Gene Ontology annotation, biological process: protein N-linked glycosylation.